Rana temporaria (common frog) is the source of this 2521-nucleotide messenger RNA. It is a transcript of the gene CLDN23, whose product is annotated as claudin 23. Gene Ontology annotation, biological process: cell adhesion; bicellular tight junction assembly. The coding region runs from base 1364 to 2245 and encodes 293 amino acids. NCBI's taxonomy places the organism in Eukaryota, Metazoa, Chordata, Amphibia, Anura, Ranidae. Gene Ontology annotation, cellular component: bicellular tight junction; plasma membrane. The record is from RefSeq and is a predicted model, not a curated record. The transcript is spliced from 2 exons. Gene Ontology annotation, molecular function: structural molecule activity.
AGUUUCUGUCAAGCCUGUUGGAGUGGUUUCGCUGCACUUAAAGGGACAUCCACACGGAGAGGAGCAGAAUCUCAAACGGCAACUGUUCAAACUGAAAGGAAACAUCCUGCAAGUGAUCCCUCCGGAGAUCAAAGCUGGCUUCAUGUAUCCCGAUCCCCGACAGCUCAUCCCUGGAAGGUGUGGAGUAGAUGCUAUCUAUCGCCAGUGCAUUGCACAGAUCUGGAUUACAAAUUGCAUUGCUGGAUUACCGAAAGCAUUAUACUAAGGCUGUAGAAGAUCUAAGUACCUGCACUGGCAUCCACUGCCUGGGAGUUGAAAAAGUGCCAGGCUCCUGAUAUCUUAGAUUGGAAGGAUCAUAUAUCACAGAUCUGAAGGACCUUAUAUUCAUAGAUCGGUGGGACCAUUUAUUCAUUGACCUGAAGGAUCAUAUAUUCAUAGAUACAAAGGAUCAUUUAUUUAUAGAUCUGAAUAUUUAGAGACUAGAAGGACCAUAUAUUCAUAGAUCUAAAGGAUCACAUAUUCAACGACUUGAAUAUUCAUUGAACUUAAGGAUCAUAUAUUCAUCGACCUGAAGAACAAUAGAUCUGAAGGACCAUAUUCAUAGAUCAGAAGGAUCAUUUCAUAGACCUGAAGGACCUUUUCAUAGAUCUGAAGGACCAUAUAUUAUUAAAUCUGAAAGACCAUAUAUUCACGGAUCUGAAGGAUAAUAUAUUCAUAGACCUGAAGGACCAUAUAUUCAGAGAUCUGAAGGAUCAUAUAUUCAUAAAUCUAAAGGACAAUAUAUUCACGGAUCUGAAGGACCACAUAUUCAUAGAUCACAUAGAUCAGAAGGACAAUAUAUUCACGGAUCUGAAGGACCAUAUAUUCAUAGAUCACAUAGAUCAGAAGGACAAUAUAUUCAUAGACCUGAAGGACCAUAUAUUCUUAGAUCCGAAGGUUCAUAUUCGUAGACCUGAAUGAUAGUUUAAUCAUAAACUUGAAUAUUUAUAGACUCGCAGGACAAAAUAUUCAUAGAUCUGAAGGUUUAUAUAUUCAUAAAUCUGAAGGACCAUAUAUUCACAGACCUGAAGGAUCAUAUAUUUAUAGAUUGGAAGGAUCAUUUAUUGACCUAAAGUACCAAAUAUUCAUAGGUCCGAAGGUUCAUAUAUUCAUAGACCUGAAGGACAAUUUCUUCAUAAACCUAAAUAUUCAAAGACUUGAAGGACUAUAUAUUCAUAAAUUUAAAGGAUCACAUAUUCAAAGACUUGACUAUUAAUUGACCUUAAGGUUCAUAAAGUCAUAGACCUGAAGGGCAAUAUAUUCAUAGAUCUGAAGGAUCAUAUAUUUAUAAAUCUGAAGGGCUGUAAAAAUCUGAAGAAGCAAAAUGCGGACCCCUGCAGCAAUGAUUGUUGGCAUGGUGCUGGCCCCUUGUGGGUUAGUGCUUACCCUCACCGCCACAGUAGCACCCAAUUGGAUCACACUGAGCAACCUGCCCUCUGAAGCCGUCGAUGUCCAGUACACCCAGGGCAUUUGGGACAUCUGCCAAGUAUCUACCCUAAAUCAGAACAUACAGUGUGGACAGGCCAACAAUAACUAUUUCAGUUUACAAGUGAUGCAAGUUGCCCGGGGAAUGAUGAUCGCCUCCCUAAUUGUCACCGGGCUUGGCAUUGCAUUGGCAUCCUGGGGUGUGCGCUGCUGGGAGGACGUACCAAAUUUCCUGAUAUCAGCUUUUGGUGGCCUUGUCAUUUUCAUCUCAGGAUUGCUCUCUCUGAUUCCUAUCUCGUGGUACAACAAUCUAAUGUAUAACUGGCCGGGCACUGAUAUAGUAAGUAAAGCGCCAACAAUUUCUGUAGGCUACGGCUUGGUGGUGGGGUACAUAGGCAGCUGCAUGGAAAUAAUAGCAGGAUUCUCACUUAUGCUCUGCUUUGUGCCACCUUGCCAGGAGUGCAUCAAAAACAAGGGAAAACCCACAGCUUCCAUGUACUAUAGCAAGAAACAGGCGCCUAACAAAAAUGGGGACCCCGGCCAGGUCUACAGCAUCAAGAGCAGAUACACCCAGGAUGACCGCAACCCUGACCAAGUUGGCUACAGCAUACAGAAUGACAAUUACCGGCAUUAUCCUGGAAGUAGAAAUGCUAAUUCUGCCAUUUCCAGCCCUAAAUCCUACACCAACCCUAUGGAUGUGACAGCUGGAGAGUACCAUAGAAAUUACAGCAGACCAGGGAGCCAGCUGAGUUCUCUACCUUGUGACUCAGAUCUGCUGUAGACCAUUGGAAUUCCACCUGCUCAGGGGUACCCCUGUACACUUGCACUAUGGAUUUAUAAGCACAGUUGCCAUAAUCCUGGAACAGGAUAAUUAAUGAAGGAAUAUAUCGCUCUGAAUGUGCACUGUUUUUUACUUAUUUUUUUCACAAGAGUGCAUUUUUUUUUUUAAAAGACUCCAUGUAUGAAGGUUUGCAGCGAUUUGAUUUAUAUGUAAUAAUUUGGAAAUCAACCAAAAUACAAUUAGAAAAUCUAAAUAAAUACAAUAUAUUCAUGCAUA